AUGGAGAUAUGGUGGGGACAGGAACCAAAGCCUUUUGCUCAAUGGACUGCUGAUGAAAACAGGCGAGCUCAAUAUGACGUUAAAGCCAGAAACAUUAUAUCAUCUACUCUAACUCUUGAUGAGUUCUACAGAAUUUCUAUCUGCACCAGUGCAUGCGAGAUGUGGGAAAUCCUUCGAGUGACUCAUGAAGGAACUGACGAUGUUAAAUGGGCUAGAAAGAACUCCUUGAUACAAGAAUAUGAGAUGUUUCGAAUGCAGCAAGGAGAAACCAUCUACGAUGUGCAGAAGCGGUUCACACAUAUCGUCAACCAUCUCAAUGGGCUAGGUAAAACAUUUGAUACUGAUGAACUUAACAUAAAAAUUCUUAAAUCUUUGAAUAGGACUUGGCAGCCAAAGGUGACGGCUAUCACGGAGUCACAGAAUCUUGCAACAAUGACCAUGGGGGCUCUGUUUGGAAAACUGAGAGAGCACGAGCUUGAGCUGGGAAGACUGAAUGAUGAAGAAGAUCAAGGAAGAAAGAAGAAUAUUGCAUUCAAAACCGAGGUUGUCAAAGGCAAAAAGCAAAAAGAGGAAGAAGAUUCUGAUGAUGAUGAGAAUCUCAGUCUCAUGAUAAAGAAGUUCACAAAGUUCAUGAAGUCCAAAGGAAGAAAUCAAUUCAAGAGAUCCGAUGAGGAAGAAGCAAACUUUUGCUUAAUGGUCAAUAGUGAUCACUCUGACAGUGAGUUAACUUCCAAAGCUAGAAAAUCAUUGUGGUACCUUGACAGUGGAUGCUCAAGACACAUGAUGGGUGAUAAAAGGAAGAUCAAGAAUCUCAAAAGAAAGGAUCAAGGAUUUCUUACAUAUGGAGAUAACAACAAAGGGAAAAUAAUUGGAAUUGGAGAUGUUGGUGGAGGGGAUACCUUGGAGAUCAAGGAUGUGCUACUUGUAGAAGGACUAAAGCACAAUCUUCUCAGUAUUAGUCAACUAUGCGACAAAGGUCUCAAAGUUAUCUUUGAAAGUGAUUAA
Vigna unguiculata (cowpea) is the source of this 1005-nucleotide messenger RNA. NCBI's taxonomy places the organism in Eukaryota, Viridiplantae, Streptophyta, Magnoliopsida, Fabales, Fabaceae. The record is from RefSeq and is a predicted model, not a curated record.